Messenger RNA from Fibroporia radiculosa, 738 nucleotides. RefSeq lists its product as uncharacterized. Gene Ontology annotation, molecular function: NADH dehydrogenase activity. The coding region runs from base 1 to 738 and encodes 245 amino acids. NCBI's taxonomy places the organism in Eukaryota, Fungi, Basidiomycota, Agaricomycetes, Polyporales, Fibroporiaceae. The record is from RefSeq and is a predicted model, not a curated record. The transcript is spliced from 6 exons.
AUGUUCGCGACACGGCUGCCCAAACACCUUCCUCGCCCUCAUCUGGCAUGCAGGAAGAUCUCGUCCACCACGUCCAAGAGGUCUGAUGCUCUUUUUGUGCACCGGGAUACCCCGUACAACAACCCGAAGGUUCCCUUCGAGUUCAAUGCGGAGAACCUGAAGCGCGCACAGGAGAUCAUCUCGCACUACCCUCCCCAAUACAAGAAAGCUGCGACCAUCCCCCUCCUCGAUCUCGGCCAGCGGCAGAACAAGGGAUGGACGAGCAUCAGCGUCAUGAACUACGUCGCGAAGCUGCUGGAGAUGCCGCCCAUGCGUGUAUACGAGGUCGCAACCUUCUAUACCAUGUUCAACCGCGAGCCAAUCGGUGAGAACUUUGUGCAGGUGUGCACCACGACGCCCUGCAUGCUACGCGGAUCGUACGACAUCCUCGACACCGUCUGCGCGCACCUCGGCGGCGUCAAGCCCGGGGAAACGACCAAGAACGGCAAGUUCACCGUGAUUGAAGUCGAGUGCCAAGGCGCGUGCAGCAAUGCGCCAAUGAUGGUCGUUAAUGACGAUUUCUACGAAGAUUUGACACCGGCCACGACGAAGAAAGUUUUGGACGCGUUCGCCAAGGGCGAGAAACCAAAACCUGGCCCUCAGAGCGGCCGACACACAAGUGAGAACUCGGCAGGGCUUACCGCACUCACGUCGAAGCCGUAUGGCCCAGGCGAAUUCUGUACACCAGAGUUUAGAUAG